Molecule: messenger RNA, 1065 nt
Organism: Colias croceus (clouded yellow)
Lineage: Eukaryota; Metazoa; Arthropoda; Insecta; Lepidoptera; Pieridae
Exons: 2
Coding region: 43-1065 (340 amino acids)
Source: RefSeq, a predicted model, not a curated record
CAGUGUUCACCACUUCUACACGUAUUCUAAUGUUAAAUCAAAAUGUCGAAACGUGGUAGUGAAGAUACGAGCUUAGAUUUUGUUUUAAACAAAAUAAGAAAAUUAGAAAAAGAAGUGAAGCGUUCACGCCGCGAAAGACGCAAUGGUUUUUCACUUUCUUCAUCUUCAUCCUCAAGUACGUCGUCCUCGUCAUCAAGAGCGCCUUCCCCUAAUCAAGAUGAAACAAUUAAUCAUCAAGAAACGCUUGUGGAUGAACCACCAACGUCGGUUACAGAGGUUGUUGAGGUAAUUACUCCCGACGAAUCGGAAAAUAUAGACAUCCAAGAUAUUUUGGGUGUCGAUCCAACGGUGACCUUAGAAUAUGGACCAGAAAUCCAUAAAGACGUGGCAAGUCGAUUCGCCCAUAUAGCUACCACAGGAUUAGAUAAAGACACUCGAAAAGAGCUGUCUAAUAAAUAUUUGAUUCCUGAAAACUGCACCAGCAUAGCUGCUCCUCAGCUUAACCCUGAGAUCAAAGGAGUUCUCUUUGAUCAAGUAAUAAAACGAGAUAAAGCGAUUGAGGGUAGACAAAAAUUAAUGGCUGUUGGCAUUACGGCUUUGGGAAAAAUUAUUUCUACCCAGCUCAGUAGCAAAGACAAAAACAACGAUCUUAUAAAAGAACUCAUGGACAUCGGCCGUAUAUUUUGUGACAUUCAACAUUCGGAUUCCGAAUGUAGACGGAAUUUCGCUCUUUACUCGGUCAAGAAAGAGUUGAAAGAGCAAUUAUCUACGACAAAAAUUGAUAAGUUUCUUUUUGGAAGUAAUCUUUUAGAAAAAGUCAAGACGGCUAAAGCUAUAACAAAAUCCUCCUCUGAUUUGAAACCUGACGCUCCAAAGAAGCCCAAGUCUAACCCAACACCUAGUACUUCUGGCAAGCCUUUAAACUGGAAAACGAGGACUCCGGCUCGCAGGCAGCCGCCGGGCCCUCGGUCGCGUCACCAGCAGCCUGCAGCGCAGAGCGCACCGGCUCGAGGGAACUCGUCGCAGAGCUACACACAGCGGCCGAAGCCCUCUCGCCGACAUUAA